AUGGAAGGACACACCAUCAGAGGAGGAGGAGGAACCCGGAACAUGGAUUUUGGUUCAUUUAGAAGACUGGUUACGAGUCUUUAUCUCUCUCCUGGUUGGUCAGAGCCUAUAUCCAAGGUGGCGAUCCAGACAGACAUCAAGCUAUUGGCCAACCGCUCCUGUACAGUACGGCUGGUGUGCAACGUGUCCUGCUACCCCAACAUUACCUACACCUGGGAGAGAGACAAUGAGAUCUACGGGGACGCCCAGCAGAUUUACUUCUCUCUCUCACCAGCAGAGGUCGACAUCAGUGUAAAGUGCAACGCCUCCAACCUGGUCAGUUGGAAAACUGCCUCUGCAACAGUAAAGUGCAGUAAUGACACAACCACCCCAGAAUAUGUGACAGGACUGGUGUGGUAUACCAUCUACAUCGGAGUAUCAGUGGGAGGCGCUGUGGUGCUGAUCCUCACUGUAGCUGUGGCAGUGUGCUACUGCAGGGGCCGAAGUAACACAGAAGAUCUAACUGACAACACAAUAUAUGCUGAUGUUAUGGACAACACAAGAAGUAGAGAUACAAGAUCAAACAGUCAGGUAAACCCAAUAUCCAUCUAUGAAACUGUCAAUGAUCUGGUUAUCCCAAGAUUGAACAAGCCACAUACUCUGUAUGACAAGAUUACAUUUGGACGCACAGAAGGCCCCCUCCUCUUCCUACCAGGAAGUACUGUGAGCUGAACAGGAUGAGGUCAUAGGCUGGGCCUUCCAUAGAUUCCUCUGCAUCUUACACGUGUAUAUUCUGUAGAUAGGCCUAGAUGUUACUGUUUAAUUUCAUCACAACCUACACUAUUUGCUUUAUUUCCUUCUCCCUUUGAUGAUUCUCAUAUAUACGGUAUAUCAUUCGGCCUUAUAUCUUUCUUUGAAGGCCUAGUUACAGUUAGAAGAUUCGGAAAUGUGUAAUAGGCAGUAGAAGGCGUGGUGAUCAGACAAGCUCAUAUAAAAAAAUUGUAUUUUCAAGAUUAAAGAAAAUUGUUUUAGAUACUAGUAUGACAUUGAUUAGUGAGGUUGAUGUACUCUUUUGCGUUAGGAUUAUGUGCUCGCCAGGCAUCAAUGAGGUUGUAAUCUGAGAGUAUAUGCUUUAGAGCAGGGGUGUCAAACUCAUUU
Messenger RNA from Salvelinus sp. IW2-2015, 1137 nucleotides. RefSeq names its product SLAM family member 8-like. NCBI's taxonomy places the organism in Eukaryota, Metazoa, Chordata, Actinopteri, Salmoniformes, Salmonidae. The record is from RefSeq and is a predicted model, not a curated record.